CGUUGAUACGAUAACAUUAAAACUUUGUUGCUGUAGCAGCAUCCUGAUCAAAAUAUAAAGGUUUUAUUGGCAGGAUACUCAUGGAGGAGACAGAAGUAAAUGCGUCGGAUGACUCUUCUUCAGAAGGUAGUAUACAGACUGAGCGAGCUGCAGAACCAACUAAAGUAGAUGACUUAUCUUCUGUAUCUGGUAGAAUUCCAUUAGAUAUUGUAAAUGGGGAAGGCAGUUCUCGGGAUCCACCACUUGAUGGUUUAAAAAUGAACUUGAAUCCAGAAGAUCUCAUUAAUAAUAAUAAAGGUGCAAUUGAACAAGGCCUUUUAACUGUUCGAAAAGUUGCAGAAAACUCAGAAGAUAAAUUUGCCUUGGUAAUUGGAAAACAGUCAUCGCCUACCAUGUCAUUUGAAGAUGGCAAAAUAUUAAUACACCAAGCAUCAUCUCGUAAACACACAGAAGAAGCUGAGGGAGAACACUUUAACACCAUAUCGGUAGAGAUGGACAAGGAUUCUGAUACUACUCUGUCCAUGGAAUCACAAAGGAGACAUAUUAUAGAGUCAUUUAAAGCUCCAGACUUCUUGGAAGAUCUACAUAAUGAUGUACACUUCUCAAACAGCAGUAAGGCAACCGUUAUAGAAGAUUAUAGAAUACAGGAUGAACCGAAAUCUGAUAAACCUAAAGCAGCAUCUAGUAUGGCUUGUCUUGAUCUUUUGGUAAAUGGGUCUUCCACCCAAGGAGAAGUAGCUGUCAGGAGCUUCUCGCCAGAUUUGGCAACCAAAGUCACCAAUAGGCGUCUACAAAAGAACCAAAGUGACAGUGAUUAUGAAAAAGUAAAGGGUAGAAAGUGGGAUGAGCCACUGCUUGGAAAGAGAUCUGUACUGAUUGAUGACAUUAGUCUUAUUUCAGAGGAGUUAGACCCCGUUAUGGAAGAAAAUAUUUUUGAUGACGAGGAAGGCAAUGAUGGAGAUAACCUUGAUCAUUUCAUACAUUAUCGGAGUUCAGACGAUAGACUUGACCCAAGGAAGGAAAGGCAUCAAUAUGUGUCAGAUAAAUUGGACCCUGAUGUUUUACAGUUGCUUGAAAUGCAUCUCCGUAAACAGCAACUAGUGGACAUUAAGGAAGAAGGAGAAGAAGAACUAUUAGAUUUGCACAUAAAUAAAGAAAAAACACGCACGGACUCAUUCAAAGGUCUAAGGAAUAUUGCUCCAGUCUUAGAUAUAGUUUUGGAGGAACCUGAGCAAGAACAUUUAGGUGACACUUUUGAAGAAGACAGUAAACCACCUUCAGACAUAGAUUCGGAUGACAGCAGUAAUAUAUGUGCAUUGGAGAUGGGCCUUAUGGAAUCUCUACAAAACGAUCUAAUAAGUAAAACUAGCAAAAUAGAUAAAGAUGAAAUGGCUACAAUACUCCAAAAAGCAAGCCCUGAUCUUUUGUUAGAGCACAGUAACAAACCAAAUGCCGGUAGUGAGCAUAACGAUAAACCAAGGAACACGUGCAAUGUUAACAUUGAAACAAAAGAACAAUACACACAGGUACCAGAAAUAAGUGUGGCCAAUGAACUUCAAAUAAAUGUAUGUCACUUGGAUGAUAGAGACAGUAAAUCUGACAUAAUUCCAGAAAGGAAUCCAGAUGGACUUGUUGACACCGUAAACAUACAAUUAGAACAAAGCACUAAAAGUGCCUUAAAAUUAACCGAACAGACUGUCUUACCAGAUGACAAAAAUCUUAACUCAGAAACAGGUUGGAUGGAGGACGUUUUACCAUCUUGCAAACAGUCUAUUAACGGAAAGGUAAACCUUAGUUCGUAUGUACCUCACAGUAAAACCCAUCAACCUGAUCACAUCUCAGUUGGUGUCGAUAUGGGUUGUAAUCCACAUCAACGGGAUCCACGUGCGGAAAAAGAAUCCAAUGUAUCAGAUUUAUCAAGAACUGCAUCUGAGGAUCUUGGAAAGAUGAAAGGCGCUACGUGUGCUGACGGAUCAUGCCUACUUAAUAAGGACAAUGUGAAAUUGCCCAGCGGCUCUCAGCCCUAUGUUGUAGAUGAUAAAGAGGAAGUGUCUAUUCUGAACAGUGGCAACAAUUUAUCUGAUCAGUUUCCAUGCAAAGAUAGUGACUUUGACUCUGAAAAUCCCUCCUUAGCAUUACAAGGCGGUGUAAAAGGAUCUUUAGGAAUUGCGAAAACAAGUUCUACAGAUGAUCAUGCACAUGUGAAGGUACAAGCGAAGCCCAGUGUCGAAAAUGAUCCAUCUGGAGAGACAUUAGACGUCCACGAUGAAGGUGACACACUACACAUAGACCUGGAGAAGAAGAUAUUGUCUCUGUUGGAGAAAGCACAUGCGGCAGAUUGCAGGUCUUCACAUCUGCAAGUCGAAGCAGAACACUUAUGGAAGGAAAGCCUGAAGCUAAGGAAUGAGUGUCAAUCUCUUACCAAGGAAGCAGCUGAACUCUUGUCUGUAUUCAGCCAGCAGCGUGUAGGACACAGGCAUAGAGUGGAACAAAGUGCAGAUAAACAUGCGCAAGAAGUACGAGGACGCGGUCCAAAUAACACUAAACAGAGGAAAAAGGAGGCGCUAAACUUCAGCAUUAACGCUAAUACUGAACAAGUCAACUCCAAGAGGCUAAAGGGAGAAGACCAGAUCCAACAGUUGUGUAAAAAGUAUAAUUUUCUGAGACAGGAGGCACCUGAGGUAAUGAGGGAGCUGAAUUCCUUGCAGGAAGAACUGAAGAGCCUCCCCCAGCUACAGAGCAAGCCCGUGCGUAUACUAUACAACAUGCUGUGGGGUGGCCUGAUUACUGGCGGUGCGAUGUUACUUGCCUGGUGGAGUACGAAACAGUUGGGCUGACUCUACGUUCCGGGUGCCUUCUCCACUCAACCCUAGACCAUUCCAAGGAGAACACAAGGCCCAUUAAAAGAUAUGCGGAAUUUGAAGUGAGAUUUAGAUUAUUUUUCAUGCCACUGCCUGGUGAAAUGCAUUAAAAAGAUUACUUACACAUGUAACUGUGCACAAUGCCUUCACUUUUAUCAGCCAAAGAAGAUGGCCUUGACUUUCUUUAGGUACCAAGGAGAACAUGCAUGGACGUUAUUGCUGGCUGCCAAGAAGGAUUUUGCUAGCCUUUGCAAAAAGCAAAGUUUUAAUGGACAAAUCCAACAGGACUCUGGGGCAUCUUGCCCAGAAGAGGAGCAUGAAGCACGCACAUACCAAGUCCGACCAACCGGUACAAAAGGGGAAACCGUAUGGGUUAUAUUCACUGAAUGGGGAAUUGUGCUAAAUUGAUCGAAACAAAUUGCAAACUAUAUUUAAAA
Molecule: messenger RNA, 3298 nt
Organism: Pelobates fuscus (common spadefoot toad)
Lineage: Eukaryota; Metazoa; Chordata; Amphibia; Anura; Pelobatidae
Exons: 8
Coding region: 81-2837 (918 amino acids)
Source: RefSeq, a predicted model, not a curated record